CACUACUGACACCUUGAUUCAGGGUCGCAAGCAACUUGCGCCAGAUACAAUGCCAACAUUUGAAGUUGCAGGGUUACUAGGCCAAGCCAACCGAUUUUAUGCAGAAGGUGAUCUUGAAGCUGCUUUGGCUGUCAUCAAGGAGAUCAUUCGUAUUGAGCACAAUACGUUUGAUGCUUGGAUGCUCCUUGCUGAAAUCAACCAAGCUCGUGGGAAUCUCCAGAAUCAACGAACAGCCUUGAGUGUUGCUGCAACGUUACGACCACGUAAUGCAAAGUUGUGGCUCGACUUGAUUGGCUUGAGUAAAGAUCAGGACGUUCCGUUUGAGGAGAUUGACGAGUACUAUGGUAAAGUUGCAAAAGCUGAACCCAAGGACCUCGAUAUCCUGCAGGAGCGUGCACAAUUUUGUGCAGAGAACGGCAGGUACAAAAAGGCAAUCGAUUAUUUGAAGCAGGCACUAUCGCGUAUCCCACAUGAGAUUGUCAUGGUUCAAGAACUCGCCAUGAUUUUGCGUCAUGAGGAGAGGUUUGAUGAGGCAGUGAGUGUUCUUGAAGCAGCGUCCAAAUACUACAUGCAGGAAGAUGAGCGCAUCCUUUUUGAUUUACCGCAACUCCACAUGCUCUCUGAGGCGUAUGUGUUUGCCUCAUCGGAAAAGCCAGCUUCUAUGCUGCAGGAAUGGAUCAGACACUUGAAACGCAUUGCACGUUGGAUUCAUGGUCGAGAAGAACAGACCUUUUGGGAUCAUCGUCAAGAUGACGCCGAAUUUGACGCAGACAGUGAUCGACGCGCGACUGAACCAUUGCAUGAUGUGACACUUGAAGAGAGAGAUAUCAAACUCUACUCACUACCACCAGAGAUUCACGUUCGACUGGGACAACUUCGAUUGGCGACUGGUAAAGAUGGACGUGAAGAGGCAAAGCGUCACUUCACAUUCCUUGAUUUCGAUCGCUUGGACCUGUACUGGGAUCUCGUCGUUGAAACGGCGCGCUCAUUGCUUGAACACGAAGAAUAUGAAGCAUCGAUUGAGUACUUUCAAGUCCUCGCGGAAAACGACUUUGCCGAUCUUCCAACCACAUUCGCCUAUGCUAAAGCGCUCAAAGCAAUCGGUGAAUAUGAUCAAGCGCAAGAGAUGCUUGAGUUUGUUAUUGAGCAAGAGCCAGAAGAUACAGAUGCCAUGGUACUGCUGGCUCGUGUGCAUGAACUCCGCGGUGAUCGACAAAAGGCACUUGACCUCAUCAACACCGUUAUUGAGGUACGUCGCGCUGAAGACGAGCAAUGGCAAGAACUACAAGCUGCUCGACAAUCGACAGAUGACGCAGAUACACGUCCACAGACCUUACAAGUUGAGCGUGAACAGCAUGGUAUGGAGAGUCGUUGGCAGAAACGUGUCCCGGUCUCUGCUCGUGCGGGCAUCAAGCGAAAACGCGUCGCUGGAGCAGGUGGCCGAACGAGUGCUGCCAAGUAUGAAGAUCUUGUUGCCUAUGAAACGCGUAAGCUUCAAGAAACAGCGCAGGGUAUCCAACAAUUGGAAGUGACGGAAACAGCCAUGCUAGCUGAUCAACCAGAUGCAGUGGAUCAGUGGAUGAAAGCAGCAUCGAAUCUCGUGGAUGAUUUCCGAACCGUUGGACAUUUCUUCCCGAGUAAGAAGAAGAUGCCUGAAACGGGACUGGCUGAGCAGAUUGUACGUGGUCGUGGUCGUCAGCGAGCUAUCCAAACGGCAGAAGAGAGACUACUGGGUAUGGCGAAUCGUCUGCAGGAAGGCCUUCAAGUUUCGCGUGGUGGCGUUUCAGGGGCUGAUAAAGCGACGCAUUUCAGACAAGUGUCUUUCGCGCGCUGGCUGGAAAUUUGGAUGCAAUAUGCGUUACUGUUGGUCAUCAAUGAUGCGGCAGGAGAGGCAUGGGCAUUGAUGGCGAUUGCUGAAAUGGCUCAGCCAUUUUCGAGUGAUCCGUUGCUUUCGCAACAAAUGCGCAAGUUUUUCUUGUUUCUUGCAUGCAAGCAGGGUGAUACUGAACGUGCCUCGCUGGAAGCACGUCGCUGGAUCUUGCAAGCAGGUCUACAACUUGACCCUAUCAGGAUGUCCAUGACGGCGUGUUAUGGUAUGGACGGGCAAGAUAUCUUUCGACAGUCAAGCAGUCAAAAGUUCUUUCUACGACUGAUCAAGACGAUGGAUAAGGCACUCGGUCGAGAGGUUGGCCAAGGAUUCAACAAGCAGCUUGAACAUCCGCCGAAGAAGGAUGUGGCUCAUUUGCUCACACUCUAUGGCGAGAAACUGAGUGCUGGUCGCCAGUAUAUUCUAGCCAUUCACUACUUGAUGCGCGCCGCUGGAGUCGCUGAGGAAGAUCCACGUAUCAUCCUCAAUCUCGGCAUUGCAUACUUGCAUCGAGCCAUGCAACGGCAAGUAGACAAUCGCAAUGUGAGCGUGGUCGAGGCAUUCUCAUUUUUGCACAAAUACUAUCGUAUACGCAAAGAGUCUGGCGACCUUGCAAGCUUACAAGAGGCAGAAUACAAUCUUGGGCGUGCCUAUCAUACAGUGGGCCUAUAUCACCUGGCCAUUCCGCGGUACAGGCGCGUUUUGGCGAUGAGUGAUGGUGGAUUUGAGGGGCAGGAGACGAAUGAUUUUGUGUGUGAUGCAGCGUACAAUUUGGUGCUGAUUAUGGUAAUGGCUGGACAUGCACCACAGGCCGCUGCUUUGACUGAGCAGUACUUGACGAUGUAGCCCUUUCUUCUAUCUAUCUACAUUGUUACUUGAGCCGCAGUACUUGGAGCAGUAGCAGUAGUGUUGUAGUUGGCUGUCUCCCUCUCCAACCACGUGAGAUUUCGCCUGUCUACG
This is a messenger RNA of Protomyces lactucae-debilis, 2827 nucleotides long. RefSeq lists its product as uncharacterized. The transcript is spliced from 2 exons. The record is from RefSeq and is a predicted model, not a curated record. Lineage: Eukaryota; Fungi; Ascomycota; Taphrinomycetes; Taphrinales; Protomycetaceae. The coding region runs from base 50 to 2713 and encodes 887 amino acids. Gene Ontology annotation, molecular function: protein binding. Gene Ontology annotation, cellular component: transcription factor TFIIIC complex. Gene Ontology annotation, biological process: transcription by RNA polymerase III.